This is a messenger RNA of Cherax quadricarinatus, 2626 nucleotides long. The record is from RefSeq and is a predicted model, not a curated record. Lineage: Eukaryota; Metazoa; Arthropoda; Malacostraca; Decapoda; Parastacidae.
ACCGCCAGAUUUUCUACGGCUCUUCGAAGAAGCCGAUCACCAUUUCGUGUAGAGUAUUGUCCUCUCGCUCUUCCAGACCCUUAGGCGCCAAGAAUCUUCUUCUGUCAUAGAAAACUAUAAACUUUUUUAUUCUUUUUUUCUAGAUUUGAAUAACUUAUCCCUUAUGAAGACCGGGAAACAGAUUUUCAGCGGUUGAAGCCGUAUUGAACCUUAAUAACAACAACAACAACAACAGCUGCCAACAUGGCUAGUUGGGGAGGUGCUGAGGAAAGAGAAUUAGAUAGUCGCAACCAGCAAAGAUCACAUGCUCUUGCUGGAAAAGUAUCAUCAUUGCGAUCAAUUUGAUGCGAUAGGCCUGAGCGGCCUUGACAUGAGAGAAGGGGUCUGUUCACUCAGUGUGUGCCGUAUGAAAAAAUCAGGGACCCUGAGGUACUGCAUGGUAGCAUCAGUUAGUUUCAGCUCCAUCUUGGGUCAACAUCAUGGCAAACCCUCGUGAUUCACUAAUGCCUCGUCGUGUUAACACACUCUUACUCAAGGAAAGUGAUAUAGAACAUGAAUUUAGUGGACUUGAGACUGGUGUGACCACUAAUGAUCAAGGAAUUAGUGAAAAUAUUGACGAUAACCCAGAUGGCCUUCAGCCCAUCGCCUCUGAGGUGGCAAGUGGGGCCAUGCCAGACCCGCAGCCAAGUACCUCUGGGGUGGUCAGUAUGGCCACACCAGACCCUCGGCCAAGCACCUCUGGGGUGGCCAGUGUUACAACUCAGAGGCUACUACGCAAGAGGAAAUUAUCAUUUUCUGUCAUUUUUGGUGAAGAAGAGAGUGAAAGUGAUAUAAGUGAUGAUAAGAUUGAUUUUAUGCCCUUAGGGCUUAGAGGAUUCAUCAAGUGAUAGUGAUUUACAUUAUUCCCCAGUGAAGCAUACCUUUAGGCGGCGGCACCUACAUUCAGGCAGUGUACCACAUGCAAUUCCCAAGGAUCGUGGGAGGUCACGAUCGACAACCCCAGCCACUGAUAGUGAUAGUGAUCAUGAAGGAGAAUAUGCCGGGAUGGAAGAGGAGGAGGUGGUGGUGGUGGUGGUGGUGGGGGGUGGCAUGGUGCCUGGGCCGCAUCGCGCAGUGGAUGGGCAGAUAAAGGACUGCCCGCCACCCCAUCAACCAUGUGCUGCCUCCACUCCCAUCCCUCUUCCUGCUCCCCCAUGCCCCAUGCCACGGGUCCACCAUGCACCAUCUGACUGUGAAUGGAACUGGACACAAAGUACAACAUUCGUGCCACAUCCUUUCGAUUUUGAUGCCAGUGGAAGUGGCAUCCGGGCAAAAUGUCCCAUCACAAACGAGUCUACAGAGUUAGACUUUUUCCAAUUAUACUUUGACAAGCCAAUAAUGAACUUGAUUGUCACCCAGACAAACAAUUACUACUGCUAUAUAAUGGAUAACACAGAAGUUGCAGAAUCAUCACGGCUGCGCAGAUGGAAAGAUACAACUGUAGCCGAAAUGUAUUUAUUCCUUGGCACUGUCAUGCUUAUGCCUCAUACAUAUAAGCACAAUAUAGCAGAAUACUGGUCCACAGACUACUUUAUCAGUACUCCUGUCUUCCGUGACCUCCUUCCCUGCAACAGAUUCACUCUGUUGCUACAAAUGUUGCACUUCUCAGACAGGAAUAGGCCCAACAAAAAUGACCUUCUAUACAAAAUCCGGGAAGUGUUUAUGUAUCUGAAGCAGAAAUUCAAUGCCUACUUUUAUCCAUUCAAGAACAUUGUUGUUGACGAGUCCUUGAUUCUGUUCAAGGGACGACUGUCAUUCAAACAAUACAUACUGAGCAAACGUAAUCGCUUUGGUAUAAAACUGUUUGUUAUGUGUGACUGUGAGAGUGGCAUAGUGUUGGAUGUCAUUGUCUACACCAGGAGAAACACACUCAACGACAGGCGGGUGUUGGGCAUUUCUGGUGAUGUUGUUCGCAAGAGGAUGGGGCCAUACCUUGGCAAGGUUCAUACCUUGUUCACAGACAACUGGUAUACAAGCCCUAUGUUCGCUGAUUUCCUACGUGUGAACAAAACUGAUAUAUGUGGAAAAGUGAGAAGAAAUAGAAAACAUAUGCCAAGGUUCAGUGGAGGCAGUGUUGAAGGUGCAGUGCAAGUGUUUCAUGCCAAUGACAUCAUGGCACUGACGUGGCAUGACAAACGGGACGUGACAUUGCUGUCAACCAUCCACAGAAAACGAAAUGGUACAAACAGGCAAAGUGAACAGGGACACCAAUGAACGCAUUGUAAAGCCAGCUGCUGUCAUCGACUAUACGAACAAUAUGCGACUAGUCAACAAGUGCGACAUGAUGAUAGGGUUUAUUGACUGUGUGCAUAGGAGUCACAAGUGGUACAUAAAAGUGUUUUUUCACCUUGUAGACAUUGCAAUGCUCAAUGCUUUCAAUAUGUAUGAAAUAAAGACUGGAUAACAGCUUUGUUAUGAAGAAUUCACCCUGAAUGUCAUCAAGCAGAUAGCAAAAAAGUAUGGUACCACACCUGUACCUGCCCCUCAAUGGCGACCUGUCCCCCCAACCAUAACCAAUGGGAGAAGUGCCAGACCGAAUCCUCGCUAACUGUCACUACCUGAUACCAGUACCGUCUACCCCAAAAAA